Molecule: messenger RNA, 1520 nt
Organism: Bursaphelenchus xylophilus (pine wood nematode)
Lineage: Eukaryota; Metazoa; Nematoda; Chromadorea; Rhabditida; Aphelenchoididae
Source: the annotation of a GenBank genome assembly
AUGCGAUUGCAAGUCGCUACAAUUGUUCUAUUCGCCAUUUUCUGUGCUGUUAAUUCUCAGUUUGAUGAGAAGCUGGCUAGUAGAAAAUCAAUCUUUAUUAGUCUCGCCGCCGACUCGCCCUUCCUUGAUAAGUGCGUUGCGAAGGCGUUUGAUGAUGGAAAGGUAGGUGUUUGCUGCACUUCGUGUACUAUCAGAUGUAGAAAAGCUGCGUUGCAGCGGUGUACGUAUCAAUAUUAGUCUGUCGGGAAAAUAAUGAGCACUUUGUCGCAUCCAAAAUCUCAUCACCGCCGAGAAAAUGAAUUGUGUCGCGACAAAAUCAAGUUGCUUUUCAAUUCAGCGACACAAUUUCUGAUGCAACAAAGUGCUCAUUAUUUUCCCGACAAACUGAGAUUACACCGUUUCAAAGGUGCGUAGGCUUUUAGUUGCAAGUUUUAUGCAAGUGCAGUUGACCUUUUGCACCGUGCAAUUCGACAGACAUUGCACCGUGCAAAAAGUGGCAACUGCACGGUGCGCCGCGAACAAAGUCUACGCACUUUUGAAAGGGUGUCACAGUCCGUUCGGACAGUCGCUAAACUGAUUUCCGCGACAUGCACUGUGCAAAAACUAAAUUUUUUUUUGCACCGUGCAAUUUUUUGCUUUUUGCACCGUACAAUAGGCUUUUCUCGGCUGUCGCUCGUACCCUGACUUUUAAUGCAUAAUGCAAGCCCCAAAGACACCUCCAGCGAUUUUACGAACGGACUAGUACGUUGACCAUCUCGUAUCGCGGUUUUUAGACCACUCUGCGCGCCACCUCCGAAUGCGGACCCUCCCCAAUCGAAGCGCAGGUUUGCUUCGGAUUUGUCGGCUAUUCCGUGAAGCAGAAGGUGAUCUACGUCGGCUACAGGUAACCAUUUGACUUCACCAUCGAUUCCCCAAAUCUCAGAGGUUCAGUGAGUGUGGUCCAGCUCUCCUACGAAGUGUACCGGACCGUCUUCGAGGAGCAGCACGACGCGAAAAUUGGUGGAAAAAUCAGUGCCUACUUUUCGAUCGCCUCCCGCAAUCUGCGGAGCGCCGGCGUGAACGCGGAAGCGGUGCGGCUAGCGAACAAAUUCCCCUCCUUCCAACUCCUCAUCUCCGGCCACUCACUGGGCGGAGCGUUGGCGUCGAUCGCCGCCGGCGAACUGAUCGCGGUCGAUGGGAUUCGUGGCGAGCGGAUCACGCUGAUCACGUUCGGAGAGCCGAGAUCCGGCGAUUCCGAUUACGCGGAGGCCUUCGACAAGCUGGUGCCAUUUUCGUAUCGAGUGGAGAAUAGGCGCGACUUCUUCACGCAGAUUCCACCGCACAAGUUCGAGAAUUAUACCCACCACAAGACGGAGGUGUGGUAUCCGACGGGAGUGGAGAUUGGGAAUGAAUACAAAGUGUGCCGCGCGACGGAAGACCCAAAGUGUCAGGACUCGGUGAAUCCGGCCUUGGACCCACUGGAUCAUGGGUUGUAUUACUAUCAAGUUGUUCCGACCGCGUUGAAUGGAUGCCAAGUUUAA